Cladophialophora carrionii CBS 160.54 is the source of this 4380-nucleotide messenger RNA. RefSeq lists its product as uncharacterized. The record is from RefSeq and is a predicted model, not a curated record. Gene Ontology annotation, cellular component: P-body. Gene Ontology annotation, molecular function: protein binding. Lineage: Eukaryota; Fungi; Ascomycota; Eurotiomycetes; Chaetothyriales; Herpotrichiellaceae. Bases 1 to 4380 code for a protein of 1459 amino acids. Gene Ontology annotation, biological process: deadenylation-independent decapping of nuclear-transcribed mRNA. The transcript is spliced from 2 exons.
AUGUCGACCAACGACCUACAAGCUCUGUUUGCCAACCUGAGGCCAAAGCUUCGCGAUUCCCCUGCCCCAUCCCACACCUCCAACAAUGCUGGCCAGCCUUCUCCGUUCACCGGCGUCUCGCCACUCCCAUCAAGCCCUCCUCCGCGCUCUACCUCCGUCGCGAAUGAGGGCUCGCACACCAGCCAAAUCGCACAACCUGUGGCAUCAGCCCCGUCUGCCUCUGCGCAGUCUCUGCUGAACUUGCUCAAUUUUGGACCUUCCGCCUCAACACCCUCGAAUGCCACCUCGACGCGCCUAUCUUCUGCUGGCAAUGCUCAUGUUGUCCCAGAAGGACAGAAUGGCAAGCUGCCGGCACCUCAAGAGUCCAGACAAGAGCCAUUGGCUUCAGCGUCUGACCUUGUCGCCAAACUCAUUUCUCCUUCAGCCGAAGUGCGGCCACCACUCAGGUCUCCUUUCAACCUGGAAGAUCAGGGCGGAGGUGGCGAUCGUCCGGCUUCUACAACCUCUCGUGAUGCUUCACAGGAUGCUCUCCUGAAGCUUUUGAGCAAAGCACAUCUUGGAAGUUCUGCUGGUGGACGUCAGGCUCCCGCUGAGCGAACGCAGUCAAGAGACGCGGCUGAUCGCCAGUCUUCGUUUAUCUCGACCAGCGCUCCUCAGUCAGGCCCUAUCGGUACACCCGUUCCGGCGAGCAAGCCUCCAGCGCAGUCUCAGCCCCUCUUUACGUACACGAAUCCUUUCGAGGCAUUACACACCUCGUUAAACGCCUCUCGCACCCAGACACCCGGAAACGGGACGUCCGUUCCCACGGUGCUCGGUGUCGAUACCCCGCAUCCCAGCGUCGAAGCUGGUUCUGAUGGUCCCGAAGCUGGUACUUCACGCGUGGCUACUACCGAACAGGUCGCCAAGAGAAAGAUUCUUACGCCUAGACUGCCCUCGGCAUCGAGAAACGCGACCAUCUCGCGCGAAGCCUCAGUCGACCCGUCGCUUCCAAAACAGGAACCUGGCACCGAAGAUGUCGCGCCAGUGCAGGAUAUCUUGGCCUCUGCCCCUCCAGAGGUCAAGCAAGAAGAGAAAACAAUGGACGAGACUCCUGAGGAUGGUCUAUCGGAGGCGAAGAACGGGGAGCUCUCCGAAGUAGAGAAGGCUGUUGCUCAUUCGCCUGACGGCGGGGAUGAAUGGGAAGAUAUGGAGGGGUCGCCGAACAAAGAAGAUGCCAGAGUCGUCCCUGUCUACAAUUUCCCCAUCAAGCCGUUUGUGUCCCUCAACUUGCAGUUGCCUGAACCUUCAGAAGUCGGCAUCAGAGAGGAUGGCGUCAUGGAAAUCUCGCGACUAAAGAAGGAAUUCGACCAACUGGAUCGUUCUUUGGCAGCGGCAACUUCAAAGUACAUCACCUACGCGUUGGUAAAGAACGGUGGCAUGCGCAUCAUCCGACAAGAUGAUGGUAGUGACAGACAAGUGUUCAAGAACUCCGGUGACCGUAUCUUCAAUGUCGCGCUAUGCACAUCCUCUGCUCCAGGGGAACCAAGUGAUGAUCAAACUGUUCUCGGAACUGGUGUCAGUGGCACGGUGUACUAUGCGACUAUCAACAAGAAUGGAAACGAUCUCUUUGAGAAGAAUGCGCUGGAUACUGAGAGUCUCAUUUUCCCUCCUUAUCCUCCGGCUGAUGAGAAUACCGCUGGAGGCGUGCUGAAGACACGCGCGAAGCGGAGUUCGCGGCAUCCAGAGUUCUUCGCUAUUGGACGUGGCAAAGCAAUUCAUAUUGUCUGGCCAGCAACCGCACUCUCUCCGCGUUAUGGCGUCGAAGGGCAUAAUCGGAGAGUGGAUGUUGAAAAGUUCUUCCAGGAACGGUCGCUGCAGAUCGCCACUGGCAAGGCCGGAAAGGAUUUCACCUUCAGCGAGGACGACACUCUUGUCGUGUCUCUGGACAAGACUGGAAGACUUCGGUUCUGGGACAUUCGCAAGUUGAUUGAUGAGUCCAAUGCCAGUGCAGCUCGUGUGGCAGGCAUGACUGUAGACUCUCCACUUCUGUCUCUUUCGACUGCAUCACCAUCCGAAAAGUCAUGGCCGACCUCGGUUACGUUUGUUGACAAGGUCCGUCCAUACAACAAGGGCUCGGCGCUGCGCUAUGUUUUGGUUGGGCUGCGGCAAAAUCAUACGCUUCAGCUCUGGGACAUUGCUUUAGGAAAGGCUGUGCAAGAGCUCAACUUCCCCCACGACAACGAGACCGACCCUAUCUGCAGUGUGUGCUACCACGCUAGCAGCGGCAUUAUCGUGGUCGGACACCCUACUCGAAACUCGCUCUUCUUCAUCCACCUAUCCGCACCAAGAUACACGUUGGCUACGACUUUAUCCCAGGCGGCGUACGUUCAGCGUAUUGCUCAGAAAGACCCGGAACUACCUAAACCCGAAUCAACUGCCUGUAUGAGUGGCAUCCGCGAGAUCUCGUUUGCCGAAAAAGGCCAGCUCAGGAGCGUCGAGAUUUUGCCCAUUUAUCGAACCACGGAGGCUCAGAAGACUCUCGACGAACGCAAACCUCUCUUCGAGCUCUAUAUUGUGCACUCCAAGGGUGUCACAUGCCUCAAUAUCGCCAAAGAAGACCUUGGUUGGGAUACCAGCAGCAAAGUUGUGCAUGGUGUUAAUGCUGCGGAUGAAGGCUAUGUCUCUUUGAAGGAAUUGCGACUAGGCAGUGUGAUUGAAGAAGGCCAUCAAGAAAGCAGCCCGGUUGAGGACACGCCACAGCCUACCAAAAGCUCAAAGAAGAAGUCUGGCAAGAAGAGCUCGACAUCCACUGAACGGCCAGAGACUUCGCAAGUCGAAGAAGCGGUGCCUCCCAAGCCCAUUCCUUUUCAUACGCUGGCCAACGGGUCGGAACCGACCAAGGUGGAGAUUCCUUUGGUAAAGGAGAGUAAGAAGAGCAAAAAGAAAGUUCCCCAAGUCGCUGAUUCACAAGUCGUCGAAAAAGCUAUUCCAACCAACGAGUCGCCUGUCAAAGCCGCUGAAUCCUCAAAGUCUGCCACUAUGGGUACAGACCCUGUGCCGAUUGAUGCGCCCACGUCCGCGGCAGCAGCUCCUCCAUCCACGGCUGAAGCAAUGGCCAAACAGGAAGCAGUCACUGUUGGCAUUUCGGGUGACUGGCUCGACAAAGAACUCAAAAAGGUCGAAAAGGCGGUGUCCACGGAAUUCCGGAGGGAGCUCGGUGUUUUGCAGCAGAACAUCCAGAAUGAUAGAGUUGCGCAGGAUUCGGCAGCGGUCGCCCGCCAGGAAGCCCUGCUUCGACUGGUCUCUACGACUCUAAGCAACAAUGUUGAGAAGGCAAUGUCUCGCAUACUCUCCGCUGAGAUGGACCAAUCUAUGAUUCCAGCGCUGACCACGGCUGCGGUACAAGCAGUCACUGGACAAGUUGGAGACGCUGUCACGAAAAGUCUACAUUCCGUGGUGCCUCUUGAGCUGCGAGCUCAGCUGCCUACUGCCAUCAAUGCAGCCCUUCAAAACCCUAACAUGACUCGGGCGAUAGCAGAUACGAUCUCGCCAAAGAUCGCGAAGCAGAUGGAGGGUCAGCUGAAUGACAUUCUGGAGAAGCAAGUCGUACCUGCGUUCAAGACGCUUGCACUCUCCAUGGCUGAGAAGGCGGCAUCCGAGGUUGAGGUGCGCCUUCGUAACGAGAUUCGCCAAUUGGAAAACGACAGACGCCACGACAUGAGCAGGCUCGAAAAACUCGGCGAAGUUCUUCAGGCUACGGCGGCAACAUUGCAACAAAUGUCCGAUACACAGGUCGCCUUUCAAGGUCAGAUCCUGAGGGAUCGUCGCCAGCUUGCACUAUUUGACGAAGGUAGUUCGGUGCCUGGGUCUCGCCAAGUGUCAACGGCUCGUAUGACGCCGUCGCCACGAGCUAUCUCUCGUGCUCCCGCGCCUCGGCAAAAGACUCGAGAGGAACUUGAGUUUGACGAAAUUAGCCACCUCAUGAACGACGGCCGCUAUGAGGAAGCUUCGAUAAAAUGGCUACAGUCAGCGCAGCCAUCAGAUCUGUUCGACAAAUUGUUCAUCCACUUCACCCCCGAGUAUCUCUCAACCGAUGUUUCUCCGCUCAUUGCUUUCUCGGUUGCCGUCACGAUCGGAAAUUCGUUGACUACGAACACCGCUCAACGUCUUGAGUGGAUCUCAGCCGCUUUCAACUCAGUCGACCUAUCUGACCCCGAGAUCGCUGACUUGGCACAACAUGCCCCGGCAUUGUUGAGCUCCCUGAUUCAGAAGCUCGAGCGACUCUACAUGACAAUCGCGGAACGGGACCCGGCUGACCCCGCCUUACAGAUCAUGCCGGUUGUUUCGAGGAGGGCGAAGGAAAUGAGGUCGUCCUUGGGUGGGCAGGGAUUAGGGCAGUAA